UAUAACUGUCAAUUAAUUACUAUUUUACGUGCCUGUGUACUACGUUCAAAAUGUCGAACAAUACCUUUUGCGAAUUGAAUUUCACUCAAAAUUUUGAUUCAGAAAAUGAAGAUAGGCAAAUGGAUAGUGGCAGUUAUACUUCAGAUGCGCUUCCACCCGAAAACACAGACAUAACCGAUUUCGAAAAACACGUAAUUUGCCAUAAGAAUAAUUUGCAACAACGUUUACGAGAUUUGCACGAAACGAUGAUGUUUUUGAAAACGCGACUUGCAGAAGAAAAAUUUUUGUUGGAAGAAUCCAGGAAAGAAUCUCGUAUUUACGAAACAAGGACAACGCCAACUGUUGGUUUUGAAAAUAGCGUUCAGCACCAAGUAAGUGAAAUUUUGGAGAAACCAGCUAUGUCUGCAUCUGAGUAUCAAGAAAAACUCACCAAAUAUGAAAGUGCUCUUUUGAAGGCGCAGGCGGAUAAACGAGCCAGCUUAAAACGCCAAAUUUCGAUAAAUAAUUACAAACGUCAGUUAUUAGAAGUCGAAAAUUUAUGCAAUUUAGAACUGCUUAGAGUAAAGCAAAGCGUUCAAGUUUUGCAACCAUUGCAAAUGAUUGCUUCUGAGUGGAAACGCACGAGUAAUGAUGGGGCGGGUAAUGAUGUCGAAAUCACUGGCAUUCAAGGAAAGAAGUCCAAUAAGGAAUACUUCUCUGAACCUUCGACGUCUGAGGAAAGACUCGUUCUGGAAUUUGCAGAUGUACCUGUGAACGAUGGACACCUACUACAAAAACACGAAUCCUGUGAUAUUGGAAAGACAGCGAAAAUAUCUUCAUCAAGUCAAGUUUGGGGGGAAGACGAUGACCUCAAUUCAAUUUGUACUAAUGCAUGGUACUCGACUGACAGAUAUUUACGUUCUUCAGGGUUCAGUGACAAUGAACGAUCGACAAUUAUAUAAAAAAUCAUAUGUCGAGUUUUCAAAUUUUAGUUAACAUGCUAAUAAAACUGUAAACUGUGGUGAAAAUGUACCUUACAUGUGAAUGGAAAAACAAAACUCGUGUUUGGAAGUUUUAAA
Messenger RNA from Photinus pyralis (common eastern firefly), 1058 nucleotides. RefSeq lists its product as uncharacterized. The transcript has a single exon. NCBI's taxonomy places the organism in Eukaryota, Metazoa, Arthropoda, Insecta, Coleoptera, Lampyridae. The record is from RefSeq and is a predicted model, not a curated record. The coding region runs from base 51 to 941 and encodes 296 amino acids.